This is a messenger RNA of Prorocentrum cordatum, 831 nucleotides long. Lineage: Eukaryota; Dinophyceae; Prorocentrales; Prorocentraceae. The record is from the annotation of a GenBank genome assembly.
GCAGGCCCUCGAGAACUUCGAGUUCCCCGUGGUGUCGAUGUUCCAGCGGUGGAUGUUCCAGCAGGAGCGGGGCACGGACGUGGUCCCCUGGGCCAUCCUGGUCGUCGGCUGGCGCGAGGCCCAGCCGUGCAUCAACCACGUGGAGGCGGCGGCGACGGAGAACUUCGCGGGCCUGCGCCAGGACGCGCAGCGCAGCCUGCGGGCCGCCACCGGUGAGCCUGAUGGAACGGGCGAAGUCCGCGUCGCGGUGUCGACCGCCAUCAUCGUGGUGGAGAACUGGCUGCAGCACGCCCGGGCUGCCACAUGGGUGGCACGCAAGGUCUCCGGCAAGGGCGCCGCCAGGCCGUGCCCGGUGAGCAUCGUGCUGGCCCACGGCCGCGACGACCUCCGCGCCGCGAUCCUCGCCGCCGCCGGGGGCCCGCAGGGCCCGGCGGCGCCCCCGAAGGCGCUCGCCCGCGCCGAGCUCGGCGCCCCCGAGCACGCCAAGGGCGCCGACUCCGCGGCCCCCGGCGCGGCGGAGGUGGCCUGUGAGGCCUGACGGGCCGCCAGCGCGACGGCGCCACGGCGCAGCAUGGCAGCAGGGCAGCUGACCGGCCGUCGGCCCGCGGGCGGGAGGGGGCCCGUGCCUCGGGGUGGGGCCGCCGCGGCUCUGGCCGUGGAGGGCCGAGGGAGGGCCGGGCGGCGCGGCCGAGGGGCCGCGCCGCGGGGCCACGUGGUGCCGCUGCCAGCAGCCUGGCAGCGCGCUGCUCCCCGGGGGGCACGUGCGCGGACCAGCGCGCCGCUCUCGGCCCCGCCCGUCCUGGGCCCCUUGGCAUCGCUCGGACGUGUGCC